CACCAAGAUCGCAGGCUUAUGUAAUAAGAGAUCGACCGGCCCGAUAGAGUCUCCGUCUCCCAUGACCGGAAAUCGGGUCCGACAUGGACCCUCCAUUAUCACAACUCACAACAUCCGAAUACCGCCCAUUUCCUUCCACAAGGUAGCUCCGAAUAUCUCCCCCACAACAUCUCUCUCCUCUACCGCCCGGCCCAAUGCGUGCCCUGCCCCAUCGCCUACAUCCCCGUCACCUCAACCUCGCUCGGCGAUGUUUCUCGAACUGCACCCGCGUCGUCGACCUCAUCCAACAUGACGCAUCCCCCGCCGUCUUCUUAAACCACAUCCACCUUUCUUCCUCCCAAGACCCGUUCCCUCCCUACGCCGUUGCCUCCGAGAUCCAAUCCCAGAUUCGCCAGAUAUUCCUGUCCUAUAAAGCUGCCGCCACCACCUCUCCGACGACCUCCGCCCCGUCCCCCGUACUCCUCUCCUUCACCCCGUCCCCAACCUACACCCUCGGCCGCCGCCAGACACCCAUAUCGCCCACCCAGGCCUCCCGUCUCCGCCAGCCCCUGCGCGUCCCCCUCCCCAACACCAUGGGGACAGACCCCUCCGCGCCAGCAGAAGAACCAGGAACAAAAGACUACAUCCCCCUCGUCCUCGAAACAGACCGCGGCGGCCUAACCACCUACCACGGCCCCGGCCAAAUCGUCCUCUGGCCCAUCCUGGACCUCCGCAGCCCCCUCCACACAAACUUCAGAGUCCGCUGCUACGCCCGCCUCCUCGAACAAACCACCCGCGCCCUGCUCCUCGCCCACCCGCACCUCGGCAUCCAAACCCACCUCUCCGAAGCCGACCCGGGCGUCUGGGUCCGUCGAGGAAGCGAACAACAUGCACGCGACAAAGAAAACGGCAACCCCGCCGCCGGCGUAGAUGCAACAGAUGCAACAGCGGCACCCACACCAGCAGACCUAACCACAGACCGCAAGAUCGCCGCCCUAGGCGUCCACCUCCGCCGCCACGUCACCGGCCUCGGCACCGCCCUGAACCUCGACGUCGCCACCCGCGGCCCCGACUCCGUCAACCCCUGGGCCCGCUUCGUGCCCUGCGGUCUCGACGGGAAGGGCGUCGCCAGCGUGCGCGACCUAAUCGCCCCGGGCCGCUGGGCUGCUGCCGUCGCUGCCGCCGCUUCGCCCGCCGCCGCCACCACCACCACCACCACCACCACCGCCGCCGCCGCCCCAAGUGGCAUCGCCGCCGCCUUCGCCGAGGACAUGGCGCGCCGCUGGGCCGCUGAACUGUCCAGCCGCAUCGGCCUGGACGGGCGGGUCCGCUCCACUACGGUCGAUGUCGAAUCCAUCAUCACCACUGCUGCAUCUUGAGAC
Messenger RNA from Sodiomyces alkalinus F11, 1361 nucleotides. RefSeq lists its product as hypothetical. Gene Ontology annotation, biological process: protein lipoylation. Lineage: Eukaryota; Fungi; Ascomycota; Sordariomycetes; Glomerellales; Plectosphaerellaceae. Gene Ontology annotation, cellular component: mitochondrion. The transcript has a single exon. The record is from RefSeq and is a predicted model, not a curated record. The coding region runs from base 195 to 1358 and encodes 387 amino acids.